AAUAGCACAUACAAAUCGUAGAUUAAAGUAUAUCAAAAUGAAAAUUUUCUUGUUUGCUUACGCCAUCUUCCUGGCUGGAGUUAAUGCUCUACCCGGCCUCAGCCAGCUGGUCUCAGAAGAUCAUGACAAACCCACCACAGACUUGGAAGUCAAGGCCAACGAACGUUUCGUCGACGGCAUCAUCGUCAGCGUGAUCGAGGGUCUUGCCCAGGAUAUCCGCGAUGCAGGUCUGGACCCCAUCAACAUUGACAGUGUCGGUGCUGAAUACAGACUGCCAGUUACCGACCUGUUCAACGUGGAGGCUCUCGCCGAGGAUGUGAUUUCUACCGGUCUCAGUGACUUCGUCAUCGAACAUAUCAACUAUGGCGUUUUAACCUCCAGGCUUCGAAUGACCCUUGUCCUGCCCAGAGUCUUCGUCGGUGCUGAUACUGCACGAGUUAAUGGUCAACUCUUGGGAUGGGAGUUCAAUGGUAGUGUCAGUGGCAGCUUGGCCAUCGUGGAGAUCCGCGUCCGCAUCGACGUGCGCAUCAACAUCGGCAUCAUUUCUGGUGUCUCCAUCCGCAGCAUCGAUAUCGACUUCUCCUUGGGCGGUGUCGAGUCCAACUUGAACGUGAACGUUCAGGGUAGUGACUUGAGUGAGGCCAUCAACAAUUUCGCUGGAAAUAUCGUGCCUACCACUCUCGCCAACAACAGGGCUGAAAUCAACGAGCUUUUGGAAUACAUCAUCCUGCAGAUCGCCUAAGUUGUUUCCAAACAUAUAAAUUGUAUACAUUGAAGACAGUAGGUUAAGCCGUGUGUUUUCUAUGUAUAGAAUAAUAAGAGUAAAACGCAGCACCAGCCAUGACUGAAUAUCAAUAUAAGAGUAUUUAAUUGCAUACUUUUGUAUAUACAUAUAAAAUGUACUGUAAUACUUUUAGUAUGUAAUUAAACUAAAUGUACAUUUAAUUUGUAUCAAUAGCAAUAAAGACACGAUCAAGCUUA
Messenger RNA from Plodia interpunctella (Indianmeal moth), 981 nucleotides. RefSeq lists its product as uncharacterized. The record is from RefSeq and is a predicted model, not a curated record. Lineage: Eukaryota; Metazoa; Arthropoda; Insecta; Lepidoptera; Pyralidae. The transcript has 8 exons. The coding region runs from base 38 to 742 and encodes 234 amino acids.